Molecule: messenger RNA, 1116 nt
Organism: Moesziomyces antarcticus
Lineage: Eukaryota; Fungi; Basidiomycota; Ustilaginomycetes; Ustilaginales; Ustilaginaceae
Exons: 1
Coding region: 1-1116 (371 amino acids)
Source: RefSeq, a predicted model, not a curated record
AUGGUUCAGGCACCCAAGACCGAAUCGUGGAAGCAGCUGUACCGCGCGCUGCUCCGCUCAUCCGGUGCCGCGGUCCGCUUCAGCCGGCCUGCAACCAGCAACACACGGCGCUACCUCCGAGAUGAAUUCGCCGCGACAGCCGCUACGGCCGCUACGAGCCUGCAACAGCCGGCAGCUUGGGACUUGCUCGGCAAGAAGACACGCAACACGCUCGCAUUUCAUCUGUCGUCGUCGCUGCUGCCGAGUGGUGCCGCUGCGCCCCGAACCAGGCUGUCUUUCCACAACGACAUUGCCGCACCGGAUGGCAGUGCAGAAGAGACAAAGCGGCCGGCGGCGAGCAAGGCGAAUCGACUGGCUCGGCUGCCUCAUCGAGUGGUGGCGAAUCUAUCGUCGCUGACGUACCACCAUCUUUCGCCGCAUACGCAAAUGCAGACGGGCAAGCGGUUCGGCGAGAGGGGCGCAACGCGAAAGACGACGAAGCUCUCUUCGCUGGCGCGUGUGCUGGGCCGACUGGACAACACAUCUCCACUCGACGGCGACCUGGACGGUGGCGAUGGCAUCGACCUUCGCGAUGCGCUGACGGAGCUCGAUGGCGACGCGAUGGUCAACCAGAGCCACAUGCGCGUCGGCUUCCUUACGCCGAGCAACAAGCCUCCGCGCGGCCCGUUGCAGGCGAAGCGCAAGAUCUGGGAUGGGCAGGAUGCGGACAAGAUCGAGUCCGAGGGCCAGCUGCGGCAGAUGGAGGCGGAUCUGAAAAGGAUCGAGCGUCUUCUCAAAGACCAAGGUGCCAUCGUCGCUCCCAGGAAACAAGAGUCCAAGGACCCGUCGCCGCCAAAGAAGCGCGAACGUCCAGGCAAAAAAGCACCCAAGAAGGACGACCCGGAAGCGCUGAUGGCCAAGCAGGUGCAGGAGUUCAAGCAGGAGGCGGAAGUGCUCAAGAAGAAGAUCAAGACGGUCACCAAGGCGCUGGCGAAAGCCGAGGCGCAGGACAAGAUGGAGAACAUCCCCGUCGCGCUUCUGGCGGAUCUGGUGGCGGCGGCCCAGGAUUCCGAGCAGCUGCUGCUGGGCAAGCAGCGCUGGACCAAGCGCAAACACGGCGCCUUCCUGCCUCCAUAG